CCGGGUCAUCCUCCUCCUCGUCGCCCUGACACUGCUCCUGCUGGCUGGAUUCCUGCACACAGACUUGGAGCUGCUCAUACCUUGCUGUGUCUAAACCGCAGAAGGGAGGGGCUGUGAUGAGUGAGGUGUCUGACCUCCCAUCCCAUCACUGCUGGGGGCUCAGUUUUAAGCCUGUUUGGGGGUCAGGCCAAGGGGCCGCCCGUCACCAACAUCAUGUUCCUGAAGACGCACAAAACGGCCAGCAGCACGGUGCUCAACAUCCUCUACCGCUUCGCGGAGACCCACAACCUCUCCGUGGCUCUGCCCGCCGGCCGGCACGUCCACCUCGGCUACCCCUGGUUCUUCCUGGCGCGCUACGUGGAAGGCGUAGCGUCGCAGCAGCGAUUCAACAUCAUGUGCAACCACCUGAGGUUCAACCUGCCUGAGGUGCAGAAAGUCAUGCCCAACGACACCUUCUACUUCUCCAUCCUGAGAAACCCCGUGUUCCAGCUGGAGUCCUCCUUCAUCUACUACAAAGCCUACGCGCCCGCCUUCCAGCGCGCCCCGAGCCUGGACGCCUUCCUGGCCUCGCCGCAGACGUUCUACAACGACAGCCACCUCCUCAGGGACGUCUACGCCAAGAACAACAUGUGGUUCGACUUCGGCUUCAACCCCAACGCGCCGGCCGAGGAGGGCUACAUGCGCGCGCGCAUCGCGGAGGUGGAGCAGCGCUUCCAGCUGGUGCUCAUUGCCGAGCACUUGGACGAGUCCCUGGUGCUGCUGCGGCGCCGGCUGCGCUGGGCGCUGGACGACGUGGUGGCCUUCAGGCUCAACUCCCGCAGCGCGCGCUCCGUGACCCGCCUGGCGCCCGAGACCCGGGAGCGCGCGCAGCGCUGGUGCGCGCUGGACUGGCGCCUGUACCAGCAUUUCAACCGCAGCCUCUGGGGGCAGCUGCGCGCCGAGCUGGGCCCACGGCGGCUGCGCGGGGAAGUGGCGCGGCUCCGGGCGCGGAGGCGCGAACUCGCCGUCCUGUGCCUGCAGGACGGCGGCGCGCCCCAGAACCGGACGCAGAUCCACGACCCGGGCCUGCGCCCGUACCAGCCCGGCGCGGUCGACAUCCUGGGCUACAACCUCAGGCCAGGCCUGGACAACCGGACGCAGCGCGUGUGUCAGCGGCUGGUGACGCCCGAGCUCCAGUACAUGGCCCACCUGUACUCCCUGCAGUUCCCGGAGAAGCCCCCCAAGAAAAUCCCGUAGAGAGGGGAGCGUACAGGGGCGGGGGCGGGGGCCUCCCGCUGACGCCAGCCCCUGUCUCCGCAGCUGGGAAGACCAGGCUGGCCGGCCCCUGCUCUAAAAUGAAGAGGACGGAGACCCCAGUGAAGAGCCGCCCCCCCACCUCCGCGAUCCGCCCAGACCCCUCCCAGAGAGGGUCCUGAGCCCGGGUGGAAGCCCCACCUGGCCCGAGGCUGUGCCUCAGUUUACCGAAUAGAACUGAACACGAAGGUGGGGGAGUGAGGGAUGCUUGACCACAGGCCAGCACGCUGCUGGGCAGAACUCCAUGCCCGUGACCCCGGUUCUCCUGAGGUUCCUGGCAUUGGGGCUGUGGGUUCUCGGAGGAACUCAGAGUGUCUCCUCUGGAUUUCUCAGCCCUGUCAACAAGGUGCUGGUCCCAGAGACAUGCGCAGGCACAGGCAGUGCCGCAAAGACCCAGGCGCAGCCCUGCAGCCAGUGAUGGAAGCCCUGUGGAAACAGCUCCCAUCUUUGGCUAUAGGAGGUUUACUUCUGAUGGAAGGACGUUUUCCACAGAGAAAUGGGACAGCUACUCAAAAGACGGGUUGAGGUCGAGCUCAACUCCACGGCCUCUGCUGUCAGUCACAAAUGCCGGUGGAGAAGAGGACAUCCGACUCGCCAAACGAGGCGGGAGUGGUUGGGGCUCCACACACCCACUGUUGCCUUGGAGGUGGUGUCGGGUGUGAUGCCAGAGGGUAGCUGUGGGCACUGUCUUUGUCAUUGAUCUGGAGAGGCAGAGCCUCCUUGCUGGCAGGACGUGAUCCUGGCUGCCAGGGGUGGGGGGAGUUUAACCGGUAAAGGGGUGCACACAUGGGGACAAGCUAGUGCCUGGAGCACCCAGGAAACGCACCUACCUGGCAGCACGUUCGAAAGGCCACCCUCCGUCCCUCAGCCUAGGGACCUCUGCAGGCCACCCACCCCCACUCAGCCCAGGGACCCCUGCAGGCCAUCCUCCACCCCUCAGCCCAGGGACCCCUGCAGGCCACCC
This is a messenger RNA of Cebus imitator (Panamanian white-faced capuchin), 2257 nucleotides long. It is a transcript of the gene GAL3ST2, whose product is annotated as galactose-3-O-sulfotransferase 2. The record is from RefSeq and is a predicted model, not a curated record. Gene Ontology annotation, biological process: glycolipid biosynthetic process; glycoprotein biosynthetic process. Bases 214 to 1236 code for a protein of 340 amino acids. Gene Ontology annotation, molecular function: galactosylceramide sulfotransferase activity. NCBI's taxonomy places the organism in Eukaryota, Metazoa, Chordata, Mammalia, Primates, Cebidae. Gene Ontology annotation, cellular component: membrane. The transcript is spliced from 4 exons.